UGCUGCUGCGAGGCGAGGGCGAGCUGAGCCCUGCGCGGAGACCGCCCCGUGCACAGCAGACCCCCCGCCACCUCCCCACCCCCACCCCAAGCCAGGAGGAGGCGACUAUGGCGCAGACGCUGCAGAUGGAGAUCCCCAACUUCGGGAACAGCAUCCUGGAGUGCCUGAACGAGCAGCGCCUGCAGGGGCUGUACUGCGACGUCUCGGUGGUGGUGAAAGGCCACGCCUUCAAGGCUCACCGGGCCGUCCUGGCAGCCAGCAGCUCCUACUUCCGGGACCUUUUCAACAACAGCAAGAGCGCGGUGGUGGAGCUGCCGGCGGCUGUGCAGCCCCAGUCCUUCCAGCAGAUCCUCAGCUUCUGCUACACGGGCCGGCUGAGCAUGAACGUGGGAGACCAGUUCCUGCUGAUGUACACGGCCGGCUUCCUCCAGAUCCAGGAGAUCAUGGAGAAGGGGACUGAGUUCUUCCUGAAGGUCAGCUCCCCCAGCUGCGACUCCCAGGGCCUGCACGCCGAGGAGACCCCUUCCUCCGAGCCCCAGAGCCCCGUGGCCCAGACAUCCACCUGGCCCUCCUGUAACACCCCCUUACCGCUGGUGUCCCGCGUCAAGACAGAGCAGCAGGAGUCGGACUCAGUCCAGUGCACGUUCGUGGUCAAGCGGCUCUGGGACAACGGCCAGAAGGAGGGAGGAGGCGGCGGCGGAGGUGGGGGAGGAGGCAACAACGGGAGCCGCAAAAUGGCCAAGUUCUCCACACAGGACCUAGGAGGCAACCGGCAGCAGCAGCAGCAACAGCAACAGCAGGGGGUGCAAGCAGGAGGAGGCGGCGGGUCCGGCGUGGUUAGCGGGCCCAGCACGUCCGACCAGACCAGCCCCGGCACGUCCAGCGCCUACACGAGCGACAGCCCAAGCUCCUAUCACAAUGAGGAGGACGAAGAGGAGGACGGGGCCGAGGAAGGCUCCGAUGAGCAGUAUCGGCAGAUCUGCAACAUGUACACGAUGUACAGCAUGAUGAAUGUAGGGCAGACAGCAGCAGCAGCCGCAGAGAAGGUGGAAGCCCUCCCUGACCAGGUGGCCUCUGAGUCUCGCAACCGGAUCCGGGUGCGGCAGGACCUGGCAUCGCUGCCAGCCGAGCUCAUCAACCAGAUCGGGAACCGGUGUCACCCCAAGCUGUACGAUGAGGGUGACCCUGCUGAGAAGCUGGAGCUUGUGACAGGCACGAAUGUGUACAUCACCCGGGCGCAGCUGAUGAACUGCCAUGUCAGUGCAGGGACGCGGCACAAAGUGCUUCUGAGGCGGCUUCUGGCAUCCUUUUUCGAUCGGAACACUCUGGCAAACAGCUGCGGCACCGGCAUCCGCUCGUCCACCAACGACCCCAGCCGGAAGCCGCUGGACAGCAGGGUCCUGCAUGCUGUGAAGUUCUACUGCCAGAACUUCGCCCCCAACUUCAAGGAGAGCGAGAUGAACGCCAUCGCCGCCGACAUGUGCACGAACGCCCGGCGCGUGGUCCGUAAGAGCUGGAUCCCCAAGCUCAAGCUGCUGAUGGCAGAAGGGGACACCUACACCACGUUCAUCAACGACACUGGGAAAAUGGAGCCGGACAUCAUGGGGGUGGAGCACAACUUUGAGACCGGCAGUCACGACGGGGAUGCAGGGACCUCGGCCGAGAGCCUCCAGUAAAAAACCGCUUCCUCCCUUUAGCCUUUUCCAUUCACUGAUUUAUUUUAUUUUAAUUUCUUAAGUUGAUGAUUGUUAGCGUCCCACGUUGAUUUGAUUUUAGUGUGUUGUGUUUUUUAUUUUCCGGUUUGCCAGGGGGGGAAAAAGUUGCACCGUCUCUUUAAAAAAACAAAAUCAUCCUCGGUUCCUAAUGCAGUGUGGGUAAUGAGAGAGGGGUCGGUGGUGUGGGCAGUUUCGAUCUCACACUGUUCUUCCCGGGCGGGCGGAUGUUUUUGUGGGUAGCUUUGUGAGUCAAAUCGGGGAAAUCCCCCCACCCCCUUUGGGUUGUGCAGGAUCUGUGCUUUUAAUGAGCUCUCUUUAAAUAGAUCUGUAAAUAAUUGAUUAAGCUUUAUACGCAGGUUCUGUUUAUAGGUGGUUCGCAAAGGGGUGAUAAAUGAUGGCUCAUGUCUCAAGCAUAUCAAAGACGGGAGCGGCGGAUGUGUUGCAGCUGGGUCUAAGCUUCCCAUUGGAUUCGAUAACCAUCCCUGAGAACUGAUUAACCAUGCAUUCAGGUCCUCAUUAACCCUGUGCCAACCGCUUGCAAAUGGAGCCUUCGUACAAAGUGGGACCGUAUGAUUUUACAGGAAAAUAAAAAUCCCAAUUAAGACCCUAAUUUCUAAAAAGCAUCUAUUCAAGACAGCAUAUAAGCAUGCGCUUAACUUUAAGCACCUCUUUAAGUUCCUCUUGAAUUCAGUCAAAAUGGGACUUUGACCUUAUUCAUCCUAAGUGCCAAAGUCCCACUGCUUUCUUUCAUCCAUCCGCGUGUUGCCGUGAUGAGAGUGGAGAUAAAAGAUGGGUCUUAACAUGUGCGUCUCUGAAUGGGGGCUUUUUUUUUUUUUUUUUUUUAAAGCAAGUGACAGAGCAACACUCCUGGCUGUGAUGUCUUUUCACAUUGCGUCUACACUGGAUUUUUUUUCUUCUUUCCCCUUCCAACCACAUAGUGUAAAAUCCGAGUGCAGUGACUCCUAUGGGGAUUUGAACUCUGGGCAGAGCCAACCUAAUUCCGUGUUGCUUUGUCUCCCUUGAGUGGCCAGGCUGCAUGUAAAAGUUUGAAUCCUCUAAUGGGCCACAUCUUUUAGCUCACCCUGUCGCAGUUUUGCCUUUUUUUUGCCACAAGUCUGAGAUUCAGUCCCCAGCCAAAGGGUGUCGCAUUACACUAACUUGAAAUUCGAGAUCAGCGGCAGAGCUGGGUGGAAAGUGUUGGCUGAGAUUUCUUUUGUCUGAAAAAGGCAGAUUCUGUUUUGGCCCAAUCGCUCCCCCGCAACGUUUUGUUUUGACAUUUUCAGAUUAUUUCAGUGUUUCAACAUAACGUGUGACCUGCAAUUUUAUUUUAGAAAUACGAUUAAAAAAUGCUCCAAAACAAAACGUUCUGCUUCAGCGCGAACAGGUUUUGUUCAACCUUAUACAACUUUUUUUUUCUUUUAUUCCUGGGGGGGGUUUUGAUGCUGAUGUCACUAUAGCUACACUGAUGUGAAGCCAAAGUCCAGCACAGAUGAGACCCUGAAUGCCAUAUGCAAGGCUGUGUUUGGUUUUUAAAUAGCAAGGGGCAUUGUUGAGGCAAAAGAAAAAGAGUGAUCUAUUUGAAUCCUUUCCGGUUAAUGACAGGAUCCUAAGUUGUGAUUUUAAAAAUGUAGACCCCGAUCCUGCAAACACAGACAGACUUCAUCUGUAAGUGCGUGUGUGUGUAUUCACUGACCUAUUCACAUGCUGCUUCUUAAGCACUGGGCCCUGUUUCCAUUCCUGGAAUUGAUGCUGUAUGUUUUUUUGAAAUGACACUGGUUAAUUUCACAUUCCCUUUCUAGUCAAUUUCACUUCUCUGCUGCUUUGCAGUCAGGGGGUAUGGCUA
Molecule: messenger RNA, 3558 nt
Organism: Chelonoidis abingdonii (Abingdon island giant tortoise)
Lineage: Eukaryota; Metazoa; Chordata; Testudines; Testudinidae
Gene: NACC1
Product: nucleus accumbens associated 1
Biological process (GO): regulation of transcription by RNA polymerase II
Molecular function (GO): protein binding; RNA polymerase II cis-regulatory region sequence-specific DNA binding; DNA-binding transcription factor activity, RNA polymerase II-specific
Source: RefSeq, a predicted model, not a curated record